This is a messenger RNA of Osmia bicornis bicornis, 3716 nucleotides long. RefSeq names its product exostosin-1 (gene ttv). NCBI's taxonomy places the organism in Eukaryota, Metazoa, Arthropoda, Insecta, Hymenoptera, Megachilidae. Bases 1098 to 3233 code for a protein of 711 amino acids. Gene Ontology annotation, cellular component: membrane. Gene Ontology annotation, molecular function: glycosyltransferase activity. The transcript is spliced from 8 exons. The record is from RefSeq and is a predicted model, not a curated record.
AAUAUAGUUAUUUUUAAAAUGAUCAGAUUAACAAAAAUAAGAUUUUUUAAUUUGACCAACAUCUUGAGUCAAUGUUAUAAAGCUUCCUCUGACUGAUGGCAUAUAAGCUUUGUAGUAAGCUGAACGUUCGCUUUAGAGUAUUGAUUUGCAAUAAAAAAAAAACAAUGUGCUUUUAAUAAAUUUAAUCGAAGCGGGUAAAACGGCUGAAAAGCUUUAUCGGUUACCCACUAGGUAGCGGGAUAACCUUGAUCGGUAGUUUUGUUUAGAUUUGUAGAAGUAUAGUUCCACAGUAGCGUUCUCACACAAUCAUACCGUCUUGGAGAGGUCGGUAUGAAGUAACCAAUAAGCGAUUCGCCAGUCUAAUCGUUCCAACGUCAUUGCAUAACUCGCAUUGCUUUUUAAACCAAUUAUUUAAUGCGCUGCGUGCAAUGAUUUUGCACUUGGAGGCGUUUUCCGAUCGAUGUCACGCGUGUGUAGUGACGCCGACCGAAAAUGCGAAUGGGCGUAAUAACACCGGCGAGUUCUACGAAUUGGACGUACGUCAGAACUAACCUAACAAAAAGUUGUAUGUGCAGUUUCGACGAGAAAAAAAAUAUAUUAAAAGAUAGUCGUAAAUAAGCAUGAAUCAUUGUUUAUCCGUGCAUCAUCGAACUAUAGCUUCGAUAUGUUUGACGUUGUCGCUUUCCUGUGCAACGUCCGUAAUAAUUUACUUAUAGGUUAACUCUUUGCAAGCGUCCAUCGACGUUUACAAUCUGUCAUUUAGAUUCGACAUUUUGUAAAUUUGGAUGUAAUAUAUAAAUAUAAAUCUAAAUCUGAAGUUUCAGUGGAAGUAGCAUGUUUUUUGCCAUGUAUUUUAUAAUAAUCAAACCUCUUGAAACGUUCCUGUUAAUAACCAAUUUUGAAUCUUGCAAAUUCGAAGUAAUCUUUAGGAAUGAAACCAGUUCCAUUUUGGAGUAAUUUUUAAUUUGUAUAUUUAAUAAAAUUGUACCGAUAAGAGAUUUGUUACAAUGCAUUUAUGAUUAAAUGCAUGGAUUCUACAUGUGAAGAAUAAUGUCUAAGAUUAAUGUAUAUUUGAUUAUAACUUGAUUGCAUUAAAAAUGCAAGCCAAGAAGCGCUAUUUAUUGCUAUUUGUAACCUGCGCGUUUCUUGGUUAUUGUUAUUUUGGUGGAUACCGAUUAAAAAGUGAAAAGUGGGCAGGCAGAUCUCAGUUGCCUUAUGAGCGAUUGCCUUCAUAUUUAAGUCUAAAUGAAGAAUUCUAUGACAAGGAUUUAAGGACAUCAAAUGGAAAUUCACUUGUCUCUCAACGUACAAGACAAUGCCGUAUGGAGACUUGUUUUGACUUUACUAGGUGCAAGCAUGGUUUUACAGUUUAUGUAUAUCCAGUUGAGGAUGUGAUAAGCCCGCUAUACCAAAAAAUAUUAAAUGUUAUUACUGAAUCAAGAUAUUAUACAUCAGAUCCAGCUAGAGCGUGUAUAUUUGUAUUAGCUCUUGAUACAUUGGACAGAGAUCCAUUAUCAACAGAAUUUGUUCACAAUCUUCCUGCAAAGUUAAUGCGUUUACAAUAUUGGAAUAAUGGCAGAAAUCAUUUGAUAUUUAAUUUAUAUUCUGGAACAUGGCCUGAUUAUGCAGAGGAAUCGUUAGCCUUUGACAUAGGGUAUGCCAUGCUUGCUAAAGCUAGCAUGUCUAUCUUCAGGCACAGACCAAACUUUGAUGUAUCUAUACCAUUGUUUGGAAAACAACAUCCAGAACGUGGUGGAGAACCGGGUCAAGCAUUAGAAAAUAAUUUUCCUAACAAUAAAAAAUAUGUAGCAGCAUUCAAGGGUAAAAGAUACGUCCAUGGAAUAGGUUCCGAGACUAGAAAUGCUCUCUAUCAUUUACACAAUGGCAAAGACUUGGUAUUCGUCACGACUUGCCGUCACGGCAAAGCAUGGAGAGAGUUACAAGACGAACAUUGUCAACAAGAUAAUCAGGAGUAUGAUAUGUAUGAUUAUGAAAUUUUAUUGAUGAAUGCUACAUUUUGUCUUGUACCAAGAGGAAGAAGACUUGGUAGUUUUCGAUUUUUAGAAGCUUUAAGGGCUGGAUGUAUUCCAGUUAUUCUAAGCAAUGGCUGGGCACUUCCGUUUCAUGAACGUAUUGAUUGGACACAAGCGGUUAUAUUUUCAGAUGAAAGACUGUUGCUUCAAAUUCCGGAUAUAGUACGGUCUGUGUCCAAUGUACAAAUCCUUAAACUACGGCAGCAAACGCAAUUCCUUUGGGAACGAUACUUUUCGUCGAUAGAAAAAAUUGUAUUUACAGUAUUCGAGAAUAUCCGCGAACGUUUACCGUGGGAAGGUACAAGGGAAAAACUUGUAUGGAAUAUUAACCCUGGAGCUUUAGCAAUAUUACCGCAGUUUGCUGAUAGCCAGCAAGAACUUCCAUUUUCGAAAAGUAAUCCAGGUAAUACCUUCACUGCCAUCAUCUAUUCGCAGUUGGGAUCCACUGCUGUUCUCUAUCGUUUGCUUAAGAGUAUCGCGAAAAGUAAAUACCUAGAUAAGAUUAUUCUAAUGUGGAACUCGGACAUUCCGUUACCAAGGAGGCCGCGAUGGCAAGGGAUCAAAGCAUCAAUACAUGUUGUUACAGUUGAUGGAAUAUCCCAACGUUUUUACCCACACCCUUUAAUCAAAACUAGUGCCAUAUUAUCUCUAGACGAGGAUGCUACACUCAAUACAGACGAAAUAGAUUUCGCCUUUACCGUUUGGCGAUCGUUUCCGGAUCGAAUUGUUGGUUAUCCGGCUAGAUCGCACUAUUGGGACGAUUCCAAACGGUCGUGGGGUUACACAAGCAAAUGGACAAAUGAUUAUAGUAUAAUUCUAACUGGUGCCGCCUUUUAUCAUCGUUAUUAUAAUACAUUGUAUACCGAAUUACUGAGUUCGACGCUGCACAAGACUGUCGAACAGUCGCAAAACUGCGAGGACAUACUUAUGAAUUUUUUAGUCAGCCAUAUUACGCGAAGACCACCUAUUAAAGUUACUCAACGGAAACUAUAUAAAGAUACUACAGUGGCUGGAAUCAGAUCUCCAUGGAACGAUCCAGAUCACUUUAUACAACGGCAAACGUGUAUGAACACGUUCGUAGCUGUUUUCGGGUACAUGCCGUUGUUACGAUCAAAUAUGAGGCUUGACCCUGUUUUGUUCAAAGACUCUGUAAGCAAUUUGCGCAAGAAGUAUAGACAAAUUGAAUUAGUUAGUAAUUAGGAUUAUACAGGAUCUUUAUCAAUUACACAGCAGUUAUCUACCCUCGAAAUGGGCAUCGUAUAUAUGCAUAUGUAUAGCCUCGAAUAUUUCGAUAAAAAAUAGUGGCGGGAAUUGCUAUUGCGAUUGGCGCGCUUACGCAUGCGCGCUAGAGGCUAUUCGAAAACUUAUAUAUAGGGGAACACUUACAUCGUUGCGUAAGUAGGUAACGAGCCACAGGGUGUCACGUACCCCAGUGGCUGUCGAGGCAGCAAAUUAAGAAGGUCUUUCAUUCUCGAGGAAUGGCGUUACUCUGCGCUUUUGUGUAUUCGCAUAAUGAAUUUUGUACAAAGUAUCAGAUAUAUAUAUAUAUAUACCUUGUAACAUUGUUCGAAUUCAAAUCGGGCCAUGGCACGCAAUCAAUUGCGUAAUUGUCGUAUUCAAUUGAUGUACAUACGAAUCGUUUCAUAGUUAUUAAUAAAACGUAAAAAUUAAAAAAAAAAAAAA